AUGAAGUUCAUUCUUGUAACUCUUGCUUGGGCAAUUGCUAUACCAGGCUUGAGCUAUGCCCAGGACUGUGCUAAUGCACCAUCAGAAAGUAUUCGAAUGAUUUGCGAGCAAAUCAGCAACUGGAAUGUUCAAACAAGAGGUAUGCCAGCUCCCGUAAAGGCAUCUUCCAUCAGUAAAGCCUCCAAUGGAUUAGCAGCUAUUCCUCAACAGCCUCAAAAUAAAGAUCAAUGUAUGACAUUGUCAUGCUUCUGCGGAUUUUUAGGAGGAUCUGGAAAUCCUUGCCGUUUGCAAGAUGGACGUGUGGUGCAAAGAGCUCUCAGAAAAGAAUAUCGCGCUAUGACGGAUAAUGAGAGAAACAGAUAUCAUUCUGCCAUGUGGACUAUCAAAAACAAUGGAGAGUACGACCGCAUUUCUCGCGUACACUCUCAGUUCCAAACUUCUCCAGGAGCUCAUUCUGGACCUGGUUUCUUACCUUGGCACAGAGAGUUUCUUAAGCGAAUCGAGUUCGCCCUUCGUACAGUUGACUUGGAUAUGUUUGUUCCUUAUUGGGACUCCUCCCUUGAUUCUGUACUUCCAAACUCAAGACAUUCUGUGAUGUGGGGUCCUGAACUCAUGGGUUCAGUAAAUAGCAAUAACCAAUUAGUCUCUGGAGCGUUUGCUAACUGGAGAAUUUUAGACAAUUCACGUAUCGUUACUCGCUCAACAGGACAGGGUUCAUUGUUCACAGAAGCUGAAAUCAAUAACUUAAUGGGAACUUCUGAUAUUAAUCAAGUUUUAGCUGCCACAGCUGCAAGCAGCAACUGUCCCAAUAGAGCAGGCUGGUCUGCAUUGGAAUACACUCAUGGAAAUCCACAUAACUAUAUCGGAGGUGAUAUGCUUGUUACAACCCGAUCCACAAACGAUCCUAUCUUCUAUAAUCAUCAUUCCUUUAUUGAUUUUCUAUGGGAACAAUGGAGAUUACGCUGGCAGUCACGAGAUGCCAGACAAACUGUUUACCCACAAACAGAUAGUAGAUGCUUCUCAAAUGUCCAUAAUGGAAACAGUGAAAUGUUGCCGUUCGGUCCCCUAACUAUGUCAGAUGGACUUACCAAUUUAUACACAGAUGAAUUGUUUACUUAUGCUCCUCGUACAACGUGUUCUGCAUCCAAUGUUAACGGAUGUGGCUCAAGGUAUUUGUUCUGUGAUCUGUCCAACGGAAAUCCAAGAUGUGCCUCAAAAAUUGUUCUGGGUGGAAAUUGCCGUGGAUAUACUCGAAAUGAGGAUGCCUGUUACAACUCAGUUUGCGUGAACAAUGUCUGCCAAGCGCAGCAACAGACGACAACAACACCUCAAACAACUACAACUACCACAAGAGCUACCACUACUACAACAACAACGAGAGCCACAACUACUACCACUACAACCCGUGCUACAACACAAGCACCCACAACCACUGUAGCACCUUCAUCUUGUCUGAAUGCUCACUACUGUUGUCCUGUAUGGAGAGACAAUGGGUAUUGCACUAGAGCAGAAUACAUGCCAUAUAUGAGGGAAUAUUGUCGUCCAUCUUGUACCGUGUGCACCGGUCCUAGCAACUGGAACGGUCCAGCUUGUGUCAAUCUUCACUCAAGCUGCGCUGCAUGGGCAGCAUCUGGAGAAUGUCAGAGAAACCCAACAUAUAUGUUAGAAAAUUGCAAAGUUUCAUGCAAUUCUUGUCACUACUUGAUACCUAGUGUACGUACGGCUAUGUGCUUACAAAGUACGCAACCGGUGAACGAUUAUAUCCGUGGACUUCCUUUCAUUAGUCAACUCACUCCCGUAUUUAAGCAAUUCUUUGAUUUUGUUCAAGGAAACUAUCGGGGCCCACCAGGACCACCUCCCGGUUAUCAAACCACACGAAGACCUGUUAAUGAUUAUGGUUACACUACUGCAACUCGUCGACCAGUUAUUUACUAUACCACAGCACAACCUACUCGUUAUCCAUAUUACAUGACAACCCGUCGACCAUACCAAACUUAUAGAACUUUGGGUAAUACUCCAAGACCAGCUGUGUAUACUACAGCCAGAGGGUAUUACACUCCAAGACCGUAUGGUUACAGACCAGGUGCUCCCCUGGUGUUUAGAGGAUAUGGACGAGUUCCAAUUGGAAUUUCAUACAGCAAAGAAGGAAAUUCUGAGCCUCAUAUAGCUUUUUCCCGACAAAAAAUUGCAAUGAUGCCUAGUGACGCAUUGUAUCGUUAUAAAGCUUAUUCUCAAAAUAAUAGGCAACGUCUGAGUACUCUCGAAUCCAUCAUGGCCCAGAUGUAA
This is a messenger RNA of Auanema sp. JU1783, 2286 nucleotides long. The record is from the annotation of a GenBank genome assembly. Lineage: Eukaryota; Metazoa; Nematoda; Chromadorea; Rhabditida; Rhabditidae.